Messenger RNA from Ambispora leptoticha, 353 nucleotides. Lineage: Eukaryota; Fungi; Glomeromycota; Glomeromycetes; Archaeosporales; Ambisporaceae. The record is from the annotation of a GenBank genome assembly.
UGUUAGGCCAAGUCAAAAAGACAUGGAUGAAUUUUCGGUCGAUCCUUGCUCAUUUAGUUUCCAUUGUUCCAUUAAAUGGAUUACCGUUAAAAAAACGUAAACGAAUUUAUCCUAUAGCCCCGACAACAUUCAAUGUUUCCAAUGAAGUAGACAAUUGGAAUAAUGCAUUGAUUUAUGACCUUCCGUUUGCACAAUAUUCCCAAGCUACUCGCAAAUCUCGAUUAAAAGCCACACUUAAAUCCCCAUUAAUGAAAAAUUCUUUAUUGGCAGAGCUUUUUGGAGUUAUCAAUUUACCUUCUUAUGAUGAUACUUUCAUGGAAAUUUCACCAAUCACACAUUCGGAAAUUACAAAU